AUCCCCACCGCCCAGCGCCCCUCGUUUCCAACACCCCGUGCCUCAACGGCAGCGGGUCCAUCCCUGCGCUGGAGAGUUGCCAGAAGUUUCCCAUCUCAGUCUGUGUGCUGUGCUCUCGCUCUGCCUCUCUCUCUCUCUCUCUCUCUUUUUUUCCCCCUCUUUGAGCUUUUCUGAUGCCGUCGGUGUGAGCUGCGCUGUGCAGCUGGCAGUGCGAGCCGCCCGGGCACGGCGCGCUGCGGGAACGCUCCUUCCUUUCCCUGCAGGUGACGGGGAACUUCACCAUGCUGCUGGAGGAGCUCAGAAGGCUCCAGAACACCCUGGAACAGGUCAAUGAUGGCAAAUACUCGCUUCAAAGCCAUCAGCUUGCCAUGGAUGAGGAAAAUAAUAUUGAAAAAUACCAUAUCAACUUACAGCCCUUGGAAACGAAAGUGAAAAUCAUCCAGCGUGCAUGGCGGCAGUACCUGCGACGCCAGGACCUGCGCCCAGAGCAGAUGGGCAAGCGCAGCCCCUCGCCACCCUCCGUGUCCUCUGACAAGAUGAGCAGCUCCAUCAGCAUGAACACCUUCUCGGACAGCAGCACACCGGAUUCCCGGGAGGAUGGCAUGGAUUUAGGCAGCGACGCCGGCAGCAGCCGCUCCAGCUCGGAGUCCAACUCCAGCAAAGUGACUCCGUGCUCCGACUGCAAGUCCUCGCCGUCCCCCAGCAGCUUAGACCUGGCGGCGCUGGACGACGAUUCGGAGGAAGAAGAGGAGGAGGACGACGACGACGAGGACGACGAAGCCGCCUACCUGCCUCCCCGCUGCCCGGGCCCCGCCGAUGCCCUCCGCGCCGCUCCCUCCCUCCGCCGCUCCCCGCAGCGCUCCGCCGCUCCCCGCCCGCGGCCGCACCACCGCCCGCUGCCCCCGAAGCAGCAGCAGCAGCGGCGGAGCGGCGGGGGGGCACCGGGGCCAGGCGGGCGGCGGGCGCGGCGGGGCGGGGGUGGGGGAACGGCGCAACCCCCCCGGGAACCGCAGCCGCCCGCCAUGGACUGGGCAGCCCUGGAGAGGCACCUGGCGGGGCUGCAGUGCCGGGAGAAGGAGCGUGGGCAGAGGACCAACCCCGCCUCGGCUCAGAAGAAUGAGCGUGAGUCCAUCAGGCAGAAGUUGGCUCUUGGCAGCUUCUUUGACGAUGGCCCGGGGCUCUACACCAGCUGCAGCAAGAGUGGCAAGCCCAGCCUGUCCUCCCGACUCCAGAGCGGGAUGAACCUGCAGAUCUGUUUUGUGAACGACAGCGGCAGCGAUAAGGACAGCGAUGCCGAUGACAGCAAGACAGAAACCAGCCUGGACACACCUUUGUCACCCAUGAGCAAGCAGAGCUCUUCCUACUCCGACAGAGACACGACCGAGGAGGAGUCCGAGUCCCUCGAUGACAUGGAUUUUCUCACCAGGCAAAAGAAACUCCAAGCUGAAGCCAAAAUGGCCUUGGCUAUGGCAAAGCCCAUGGCCAAAAUGCAGGUGGAGGUGGAGAAACAGAACAGGAAGAAAUCUCCGGUGGCAGAUCUGCUGCCACAUAUGCCUCAUAUAAGCGAAUGCCUGAUGAAGAGGAGUUUAAAACCUGCUGACCUAAGAGACAUGACUAUCGGGCAGCUACAGGUGAUAGUCAAUGAUCUCCACUCGCAGAUAGAAAGCUUGAACGAGGAGCUGGUGCAGCUGCUGCUCAUCCGGGAUGAGCUGCACACGGAGCAGGAUGCAAUGCUGGUGGACAUCGAGGACCUGACCAGGCUUCUCCUUCCCAGACAUGCCGAGAGCCAGCAGAAGCACAUGGCAGAGAAGAUGCCAGCAAAGUAACCCCAGAGCCCGUGGGAGCAGAGAUGGAGCUCGCCUGUCCCUCGCUUCUGUGUCUGUACACGUGCUGAUGUCCUCGGUGGCGCGCAGCAAAUCAGUGUUAGUCCUUGGUCGUGUCCGAAGCUUUAUGUCCGGUGAUUGGCCUCUGCUUCUUAAUUUAUUUUAAUUAUUUUUUUUUCUUUUUUACUUGUACCACUCAAUAUCAGGCAUUUUAAUAAUAUUAUUACAGAAAAAAAAAUGUACAGUACUUAUAACAUUAUAAAACGUGGCUGAGGAGAGAGGGCGGUUUAACUUUAUUUUUGUUUGCUUAGAGGUUUUACGUUGGACGAUAUUUUACCAUUGACUACUUUUUUAUUCUUCACUGUAGUUUUAAAUAAAGAGACUGUACUUGACGGUGCUAUACAAGUCCAAAAGACAUGCCUGCCUCGUAGUGACGUCGUAACCUUCGGUAAUAUGUACAUUUUAAUCAGUUUUCAACAUUUUGUGAAUGUUGACUACCUGACUCAGUUCAUUUUUAGCUGUGCUAUUAACAUUCAGUUGGGUUCAAAGAGUUACCUGGAAAGUUUUAUGUAUAAAGAUGUAAAAUAAACAUUUAAAAACUUGUUUCAUA
This is a messenger RNA of Coturnix japonica (Japanese quail), 2433 nucleotides long. The record is from RefSeq and is a predicted model, not a curated record. NCBI's taxonomy places the organism in Eukaryota, Metazoa, Chordata, Aves, Galliformes, Phasianidae.